Messenger RNA from Perognathus longimembris pacificus (Pacific pocket mouse), 1197 nucleotides. It is a transcript of the gene Sit1, whose product is annotated as signaling threshold regulating transmembrane adaptor 1. Gene Ontology annotation, cellular component: plasma membrane. The coding region runs from base 95 to 670 and encodes 191 amino acids. The transcript has 5 exons. The record is from RefSeq and is a predicted model, not a curated record. Gene Ontology annotation, biological process: regulation of T cell activation; T cell homeostasis; signal transduction. NCBI's taxonomy places the organism in Eukaryota, Metazoa, Chordata, Mammalia, Rodentia, Heteromyidae. Gene Ontology annotation, molecular function: kinase binding.
UUGGGGAUGCUGAGCUGUGGGGGCCAGGCCCAGGGAGGGAUGGGAGGAAGGGGGGCAGUGGCAGCUGUCAGGGCAUGAGCAGGUCGGGGUGCUCAUGGAUCUCGCAGUCACACCAGCAGUCAUGGACAGAGGCGACAACGACACCUCCCAUGGCGAUGGUGCCAAUCUACUAGCGCCUGGUAUCCCCUCUGUAACCCAGGCCUGGGGGCUGUGGGCCCUCUUUGGGGCUGUGACGCUGCUGCUUCUCAUCUCACUGGCUGUGCUCUGGUUCCAGCGGGCCACUGGCAAGAGCAGGAGCCCACCGGAGCCGGGACGCCCCGGAAGGAGUGCAGAAGAGACUCCCCUGUAUGGGAACCUGCAUUACCUACAGACAGGACAACUGUCUCAAGAGCCAAGGGCAGACCAGCAGGAUCCAGCUUCUGGAAGCUCCACCAGGGCUGCAGAAGAGGUGAUGUGCUACACCAGCCUGCAGCUGCGGCCUCCUCAGGGCCGGAUCUGCAGCUCUGGGACCCCCAUCAAAUACUCUGAGGUGGUGCUAGACACUGAACCAAAGCCCCAGGCUGCAAACCCUGAACCAGAGCUCUAUGCCUCAGUGUGCGCCCAGACCCGCAGGGCCAGGGCUUCCUUUCCAGACCAGGCCUAUGCCAACAGCCAGCCUGCGCCCAGCUGAGACGAGCCCUGCCUCUGUGGACACACGUGGCUUCCUUCUCCAUCAUGGAAGCUCCUUCUGCCCUGCCUGGGGCAUACAUAUGCUCCAGUUAGCCCCAGGACUUGGAAUCAUUGCUUGGUAGCAGGUGGUGUCUUUGGAACUUCCUAUCUGAGCUUUGGUGGACAUCUCCGGGUAGGACAGACACCUGCUUUCCUGACAUGGAGGCAGUAGACAGUGGCCCCCUCCCCACAUCUGUUCUGUAUGCUCCCUUCAGCCCCUUCUCUUUACUUCCUCCUCCUUUUUAACCAGUUUAACUAGCCCGGAUCUUCUUUCCUCCCUCCCAGCCUACCAGGACACCUCAGUGUCUCUUCAGGCACAGGAAGUGGGCAGGGGAGGAGGUAGGAGCCUGAGAGGAUGUGGGUGGGUAGCAUGCUUGGGAGCCCACAGGCUGGAAGGGUCCUGGGACCUAUGGACUAGAAAGAGGGGAACCCAAAUCUUGACUUCUGACCAGAGAACCUUGGUAGAAUACACUUUCCCUGCGGCUGUGU